This is a messenger RNA of Acanthoscelides obtectus, 1719 nucleotides long. The record is from the annotation of a GenBank genome assembly. Lineage: Eukaryota; Metazoa; Arthropoda; Insecta; Coleoptera; Chrysomelidae.
AUGCUUACUAUCCAUCAGCAGAUAAUUGAAUAUUCUCUACAAAGCACUGUCGCACCAGCUGUUCCCAAGUUUUGUGGAGCAUUUGAGUUAGCCUUAAGGGGUCACGAUGAAAAGGAAAAUUCGGAAAACAGAGGCAUAUUUAAGGAGCUGGUGAAUUUUAGCGCCGAAUUAGACAACGAAUUGAAAGUCCAUAUUCAAAGUGCCAAACUUUUCAAGGGUACCUCAAAAACAACUCAAAACGAGCUUCUUGAGUGCAUGCUAGAUGUUUAUCAUGAAGAAGUUAAGAAGGAGAUUGCAAAUUCUCCUUUUGUUGCAGUAAUUGCCGAUGAAACGACUGACGUAGCCUGUGAAUUUCAGUUAGUUAUUAUUUUCAGAUAUUUGUGUAAAGGACAACCAGUUGAGAGAUUUUGGAGAUUUUACGUCCCCGACGGACACGAUGCCAAAUCAAUCGCUGCAUGCGUUUUAAAUGUUGUAAAUCCAUUAAUAGAUCAAAAUCCAAACAAAUUAAUAGCUCAAAGCUAUGAUGGUGCGUCUGUUAUGAGUGGUGAAUUGAAUGGCGUUCAAAAGAUUAUUAAGGAAACUUAUCCACUUGCAAAUUAUGUUCAUUGCUAUGCACACCAGUUAAAUCUAAUUAUGACAAGCGCAUGCUCUGUCAAUAAGCAGGCUAGAAUAUUUUUCCAUAAUUUAUCUGGAUUGUGCUCUUUUUUUUCGACGUCUCCUCAAAGAACAAAAAUUUUGGAUGAAAUAGUUAAUCGCAGAUUGCCAAGAUCUUCCCAAACACGUUGGAAUUUUCAGUCACGAGGUGUUCAUACAGUUUAUGAAAAUAGGAAAGACCUGAUUGAAGUUAUGGACAAUAUAGAAAGUACUUCACGCGAUUCUUCGUCGAUUAAUCAAGCCAGUGGGUACAAAUUAAAGCUGCAAGAUACAAAUUUUGUAUUUUGGCUAAGUAUAUUCCAUAAAAUAAUGCCACAUGUUGAAAUUGUCUUUAACCAAUUACAAAAAGUAUGCACCGAUUCUGUUAAGGUCAAAAAUGAUUUAGAGAAUUUUGAAGCAGCAAUUCAAACUAUACGAGAACAAAUGGAUAGCAUUAUUGACGAGAUUGAACGAGUGCAGAGAGAAACUGAUGAACCGGCAAGAAAAAAAAGGCAAGUUGAAGAAGGCAGCAAAAAACGGGAAGCGUUAGAAAUAUGCGAUGCAGUAUUAUCGCAAAUAAGAACAAGAUUUAACUUUUCUGGGCAUUUAGUUGCUUCUAAUUUAUUUGUGUCUGAAAAGUUUUCUGUUUAUAAACAUCAGUUUCCUGAAGCACAUUUAAAUGACACAUGCACACAAUUUUCAUUUUUAGACAAAAACAGGCUUAAAACUGAGUUACAAGUAUUAUAUCAGAGAGAAGAAUUGAGUACUACUUCUGGAGCUGUUCCACUAUCCAUUUUAUUGAACGAGGAAGGAUUAAAUUGUACGUUUCAAGAAACUCUUAAGCUCUUAAGUAUUUUAAUCACUAUACCGAUGUCAACAUCUGAAGCAGAACGCUCUUUUUCAAUGCUGAAACGGAUUAAAACUUUCCUCAGAAACACAAUGAAGGAAGAAAGGCUUAGUGCUUUAGGAAUGCUGUCUGCAGAAAAACAUUUUGUUAGUGGCAUUGAAAAUUUUAAUAAUAAGGUAAUCGAAAACUUUGCUACCAAAAAAGAAAGAAGAAUGGACUUCAUGUAUAGAAAACUUUGA